This is a messenger RNA of Eupeodes corollae, 662 nucleotides long. RefSeq lists its product as uncharacterized. NCBI's taxonomy places the organism in Eukaryota, Metazoa, Arthropoda, Insecta, Diptera, Syrphidae. The record is from RefSeq and is a predicted model, not a curated record. The transcript has 2 exons. The coding region runs from base 45 to 662 and encodes 205 amino acids.
UACAAUUCAAUUCUCGUGCGCACUUAGUUGAAAAAACGCUUAAAAUGGAAGACAAAAAAAGCGAAAACGAAGCCAUCGCCACCGUUUAUGCAACAGAGACUAAUGAACGUGAAACCAUGGAUGAUUUACCAUCACCAUGUAUUGACAACAGCGAGGAGAUGAUCCCAGUCAACACGGAAAAAGGAAACAUCAUCAGCAUUGAGCUGUUGUCAGAUGACGCCCUCCAAAAACUUUUAAUGGAUCUUGAACCCAACGCCAACGCUAUCGCCAACUCCAACAUCAACGCAUCCCAAGAAGUUGAUGAACUUUCGGCGCUUCUAAAAAGCUGGGAUCAGGAGGAACUCAUUCAACAUUUCAAAGAUGAAGAAGUAGACAUAAAUGUGCUGAAGAAAAUUGAAUGUCACCACCUACUCCAAAUUUUAAAGCCGUUUAAGUAUACUACUCUCAUCAAGUUUGAGAAUCAUUUGAGAAUGUGGCGAGAAUCUAUAGGAAAGACGCUUUUUCUAUAUACUCGAUCGCAUUUUGGUUUAGAUGACGAUUGUCAAAGUUCAUCCGCAAGAUCUUCUCCCUACCCAGUUUCCAGACCAGCAUCGCUACCUUCAUCACCGAGUCCUCAUACUUGCUCUGUAGCACUAUCAACUAUUUUAAAUAAUUAUUUAUAA